UGCGCUCAGGAAGUGCACUGGAGGUGCUCGGUGUGCGGCAGGUGCGGGGACUGCGCUCCUCGGCGAAGAUGCGCGUCCGCGGCGACUUUCGCGCACAGUCCGAGUCUCUGCUGAAGCGCAGCGCUCGAAACGAACUUUAAUUGCGAGCUACCGGUUCCUACGAGCGUGGGCCGAGGGAAGAAAAUCAUCAUGUCGCUUUCGGAACAGUCGCAGAAGUGGUUCCCGACCCACGUGCAAGCCACCGUCCUCCAGGCGAAAGAGCUGCAGCCCAAAGGCAAGAAUGGCACCAACGACGCCUACGCCAUCAUCCAGCUGGGCAAGGAGAAGUACUCGACGUCCGUGUCGGAGAAGACGCUCAACCCUGUGUGGAGAGAGGAGGCCUCCUUCGAGCUGCCCGGUCUCCUCCUCGAGGGCAACCCAGAAAUACACGAACUCUGUCUCAUCGUGAUGCACAGGUCUCUGGUGGGAAUGGACAAGUUUCUGGGCCAGAAGACCAUCAACCUCAAUGACAUUUUUGACAACAAAGAGAGAAGAAGAACAGACUGGUUCAGACUGGAAUCCAAGCCAGGUAAGAAGAGGAAGGACAGAGGACAGAUCCAAGUCAGCAUCCAGUUCAUGAGGAAUAACAUGACAGCCAGCAUGUUUGACCUUUCUGUGAAGGAAAAGCCUCGCUCACCCUUCUCCAAGCUCAAGGACAGGAUGAAGGGCCGUAAGCACGAUGGACUCUUCCCUGACACGUUUUCUGCCAUCGUACCCCGUUCAACACUUGGUGAUGCCGACAGCCCAUUCAGCACUGGUGUCAGCGCUGGAGACACUCAGCUAAAUUCCAAGAAAAAGCGACCCCAGCUGCUUGGUCCACAGAAGCUCUCAGCCGCCCAGUCUAUGUCUGACCUGAUCCAUUCCUGGCCCAAGAAUGAGUCCAGGAAUGUCACUGAAGAGAGCGGCCGCACGCUCUCCCCUCAUAAGCGCUCCCAGAGUGAAGUACCAGAGUGUAAAGCAGAGGCGAGUCAAGUGCACAGCGACUCCUUUGCUGGUAUUAUUGAAGCCCUGCCACACAAGUAUGCCACUUUGCCACGAAAUCACAACCCUUUUGAGGGCGACAGGUCAAUGACAUGGGACAAAGUGGACAAGAAGGAAAAGAAGGAGAAGGUCAGUCUGCUGGAGCGAGUGACAGGGAAAAAGGACGGCCGUAGCGUGAACAGUGACUGUCGAUCUGACAGCUUCGGCGAUCUUCGCUGCCCUAACCCCUUCAGCAGUGAUGCAUCAGGUGAUACCAACCCUUUCAUUCAACACUACAAAACAAGUGGUAACGUGCCUAAAAAUCACGAGGACAUCAAUUCAGGCGUUUCCAAACAUGAAGAAAAUCAAGACAAGAAUAAUGAUGCAAAACAAGUUUGUUUGGCCUCAUACAACAGCAUGUCCUUUCCUGAGGUGGUUCAGGAGUUGAUUAAGCAGAAAGAAAUGGUAAAGAAGAAAGAUGCUCACAUCCGAGAGCUAGAGGACUACAUCGAUGACCUGCUCGUCCGAGUCAUGGAAGAAACGCCCAGUAUUUUACGGAAGCCUUAUGAGCCGAAGAAGAAAGCAGGAAAAUUUCCCAAAUAGAAAAAAGAUUAAUCCAGUCAGAAUCUUAAAUUUAAAUAAGGUUCCAAAUGACUUUCAGAACACCUGAAUAGAAAUCUUAGAAAUCUUUAGAAUUUUAAAACUAGAUUUUUGUUUUGACAAGGCUCUUUGUAUCAGUAUCAGUUUUCUUAACAGAAAAUAUUGAUUAAAAAACACUGCACAUGUU
Scleropages formosus (Asian bonytongue) is the source of this 1786-nucleotide messenger RNA. It is a transcript of the gene rab11fip2, whose product is annotated as RAB11 family interacting protein 2 (class I). The record is from RefSeq and is a predicted model, not a curated record. The coding region runs from base 190 to 1602 and encodes 470 amino acids. Lineage: Eukaryota; Metazoa; Chordata; Actinopteri; Osteoglossiformes; Osteoglossidae. Gene Ontology annotation, cellular component: phagocytic cup; endosome. Gene Ontology annotation, biological process: regulated exocytosis. Gene Ontology annotation, molecular function: small GTPase binding. The transcript is spliced from 6 exons.